Messenger RNA from Peronospora matthiolae, 714 nucleotides. Lineage: Eukaryota; Oomycota; Peronosporomycetes; Peronosporales; Peronosporaceae. The record is from the annotation of a GenBank genome assembly.
AUGUCGUCCAACAACACCUCGGCCAGUGUCUCCAUCGAUAAGUUCGAUGGGGACAACUACUCAACCUGGUGUCGCUACAUGCGCGGCGUGUUUCUGACGAAGUCAGUCUGGUACGUCGUGAACCGCGAAACGUCUCCAACCUUCACCGACACGCGAGCUUCCGACGAGUACGUCAAGGCGAGCAACAUCGCGUUCGGGUUGAUGUUGCUCCACAUGGACGCCGACUACCACCAUGUGGUCGACAACUGUGAAGAAGCAUGGACAGCGUGGUCGCGGUUGAAGAUGCUCUAUGGUGGGUCGCAGAAGGCGGGACGCAUCUACCUCAAGCGCCAGCUGUUCAGCAUCAAGAUGGCGGAAGGUGCCAACGUCUUGCACCAUUGCAACGAAGUCUUGAACAUCGGCGCCAAGCUCAGCAGCAUCGGUGCCAAGAUGGAAGACGAAGACAUUGCGAUCUGCUUGCUGCUCAGUCUCCCGAAGAGUUUCGAGAACGUGGUUCUGAACUUGGAGAUGAGCAAUGCAGAGCUGCGCACGCAAGAUGUGGUCAAGGUGCUGACUAACGAGCACAUCAAGCGACAAGGCGAGAAGAUGACAACGGCAACGACAACGGUGAAGACUGAAGAUGCGACAAAGGCAUUCAGUACCGAGCGCAAGCCCUACCAAUGCACAUACUGCGGCAAGGUGGGGCACACGGCAGAGCGUUGCUGGACGUGUUGA